CAGUAGGCGGGCACGCGCAGGGUUUUGUAAACAACAUGACGGCCUUCGGACUGGCCCUGCUAACUGGCUGAUCCGACACCGAACUGUCAACCUUCACAUAUCUCUGGACUCAGACCCGGUCUGACGGACCGAACGGGACUCUAACUGACCACACGCUGUUCGGUUCACACUGGAAUUCACCGAGCUGGACCUACGAGCAGCCGAGAAGACCGUUUGACUCGCAAACGGCCCUCCACGGUCUAUGGGCUCUCAGUCCAGUUCUGGGAUGUCUGGAGGAAGGAGCUCUUCCAGCGAGAACCCAGCGGAGCCAGCGGAAUCGAACAGGAGUAGCAGCGGCGGCCGGGGCCGAAGGACGGCAGACAGGCAGCAGACGGAACGACCGGUGGCGGCAGAGGAGGACGUCGAUUUAGCUGAAGUGCUGGCUUACCUACUAAGGAGGGGCCAGGUCAGACUGGUCCACGGCAGUGGAGCCACCGGGCUGCAGCUGGUCCAGUCGUACUCUGACUCUGACGAGGACAGUGAUGGAGCCUGGGAGGGUCGGCUGGGAGACCGCUACAACCCACCAGUGGACGCUCAACCCGACACACUCGAGGUGGACCGCAGUGAGAUCAGAACCCAGAUUCUGCUGGCCACAGCCUCAUCCACCCUGAGAGGCAGACACAGCUUCACCCACAUGCUGAGAGAGAGGGAGCAGGGCCGAUGUCGAGGCUCCAGUUUUUCUCAUGGGGAGUGCAGUCGUAUCCGGACGCAUUUCCUGCCAAACUACGUCUCCCACAAAGACACGUACCAGCAGAAAGCUUUCUGUGGAGUUUACAGUGAGGAUGGCAACAUGUUUCUGUCUGCCUGCCAAGACCAGAACAUCCGCCUAUAUGACACCACCAGGGGUCGCUUUAACCUACGGCGGACGGUGAAGGCACGAGAUGUGGGCUGGAGCGUUCUGGACGUCUGCUUCACCCCUGAUGCUCACCAUGUUCUGUACUCGAGCUGGUCCGACUACAUUCAUUUGUGCAGUAUAGAUGGAGACAGUGAAAACCACACCGCCCUGGACCUCAAUCCAGAUGAGAGGAGGUUCUGUGUGUUCUCCCUGGCUGCAUCCUCAGAUGGUAAAGAGAUUCUGGGAGGAGCCAACGAUGGCUGCCUUUAUGUCUUUGACCUGGAUCAGAACAAGCGAACGCUGAAGAUUGACGCUCACGAGGAUGAUGUGAAUGCAGUUGCAUUUGCCGACAGCUCAUCCCAGCUGCUGUUCUCCGGCAGCGACGACGCUCUGUGUAAAGUGUGGGACAGACGGACGCUGCGGGAAGACAGACCUCAGCCGGUUGGACAGCUGGCUGGACACCGAGACGGCAUUACCUUCAUCCACAGCAAGGGUGAUGCUCGUUAUCUGAUCAGCAACUCGAAGGACCAGUCCAUCAAGCUCUGGGAUGUCCGGAAGUUCUCACCCAAAGAGGGACUGGCAGCCUCCCGCCUGGCUGUCACCCAACAAAACUGGGACUACCGCUGGCAGCAGGUUCCCCAGAGAGCCCUGAAGAGACACAAGCUGACGGGCGACACCUCAGUGAUGACGUACCGUGGUCACGGUGUCCUCCACACUCUCAUCCGCUGCCGCUUCUCUCCAGAGUUCAGUACCGGCCAGAGGUUCAUCUAUUCUGGCUGCUCCACUGGAAAAAUCAUCAUUUAUGAUGUGCUGACGGGCAGCGUGGUCUCCAGACUGUCGGGCCACGACGCCUGUGUGAGGGAUGUCAGCUGGCACCCGUAUGAGGACAACAUUGUCAGCAGCUCCUGGGACGGAGCGGUGCGAAUGUGGGAGCACAGACAAACCCAUCCUCUGGAGGAGGAGAGGGAGCGGGACAGAGACUGAUGACUGGAGAGAGAGAAGAAGAAAAUAAUGUCAGAGGAGGAGACAUCAGUGCAGAAUAGGCGAGACAAGCCCAGACAGAGGACAACAAUGAGCUCAGAAGGACUGGGAGAGACUUAAAUAUCUUUUAAAUUCAAUGCUGGAUAUUAAUGAUCAUAGCUGUACCGUGGUUGUGAAGUGUUGGGUAGGAAGGUGUUGCAGCCUGAUGUCGUACAGGUUAAAGACACUGGGAUGGCCUGCUUCUGUUCUUCUUUUUCACUGUCUUAAAAGAAACAGGCCAGAGAUUUUUAUUUGGCCUGAAACACUGCACUUAACACGUGCUAAAGCUCCAAACACCAAGCACUGCACAUAGGUCAUUGGCUGUUAAAGUGAUGUGAGCUCGUUAAUAAGAAUCUAUGUUGGAUAUUAGAGGGAUGAGGUGGUUCUGUAUAAAUGUAAAGUAUUUUAAUGUGUGCUCAGAGAGUGUGUUUAGAUGGCCAUCAGUGUUGACUUCACAUAUUCAAAGACCAGAUUGAGCACAUCAAAAAAAACCCAGAACUUAAUGGGUGGUUCCCUGACUUCCAGCAUGCUGGGUCAGCACUCAGCUCUGUAAAUACAAGCCCUGAGCCUGUUAAAGAAGCAAUUCUAUUGGCCAAUAUAAACCUGUGAUUUGAAUGCGAUGUGUGUUAAAGUCAGGGACAGGGGAUGUGUGUGUGUGUGUGUGUGUGUGUGUGUGUGUGUGUGUGUGUGUGUGUGGACAAAUACUUACACACUCAUCUGUUUAUGCAAUUUUCAGGUGUUUAUAUCAGAGCCCAUGUUUCUCUCUCAGACUGUUGUUUAACAAUAAAACCUUUCUCUAAACCUUCCACAAACAAA
This is a messenger RNA of Lates calcarifer (barramundi perch), 2710 nucleotides long. RefSeq names its product ddb1 and cul4 associated factor 11 (gene dcaf11). Gene Ontology annotation, molecular function: protein binding. Gene Ontology annotation, biological process: proteasome-mediated ubiquitin-dependent protein catabolic process. Bases 242 to 1858 code for a protein of 538 amino acids. The transcript is spliced from 15 exons. The record is from RefSeq and is a predicted model, not a curated record. Lineage: Eukaryota; Metazoa; Chordata; Actinopteri; Centropomidae. Gene Ontology annotation, cellular component: Cul4-RING E3 ubiquitin ligase complex.